GAAGUGGUUCAAUUCCUGAAUUUUUCCAGCUUAUGAAACGACAGUUUACUGAGGAGGAGUGGCGAGUUAUCAAGUCCAUGAAGAAUGAAUGGCUUCAGUUGGAUAUGUUUCAUAGGCACUGGGCAUUAAAAGAGAGCUUCAUAAAAGCCAUUGGCGUUGGAAUAGGAUUUGACCUUCAAAGGAUUGAAUUUAAUGUGUCCCCAGUGGAGCUGGAAGUGGGGAAAACAUACAAUGAAACUAUUAUAUUCUUGGAUGGUGAAGAAGAAAAGGAGUGGACAUUUGAGGAGACCCGAUUAGAUGAUUUCCACUAUAUUGCAGUUGCUCUUGGAAAAUCAGGAGAGUUUGGCAAGAACCAUUCUGGGGUCAUUCCCACCAAUAAGACUGCAUUUACAAUAUUGACUUUCAAUGAUUUAGUCACCUCUGCUAUUCCUCUUGCACCCGAAGACCCUGCCUGCUGGGAAAGCUUUUGUUCGAGACAGGAAAUGCCAGCAAGACAGAGCUGUAAUCCAAGAUGAGAGAGGCUGGAUUUACUGAAAAAGAAAUUGAAAGCCUUCAGAGUCUGCAAAUUGUUAUUUUACCAACAGCUAAUUGGUAAAGGGGGGGAGGGAGAGAGUAUUUGGGGGAAAGAAACUUUUUUUUAUUGUUUUGCUUGCUGUGUAUACUUUGUAAAUAAUUCUCCUAUUUCAUACCCCCUCAGAUUUGAUUUAACUGUUCUUUGGCUUAGUUUGUAUAAGUGGCUGGUUCUUCGUUCUCUGCAAUGCAAGAAUUGGUAUAUUCCUAUUUUCUCCUAGGCAUGUAUCAGUUUUCUCUGUGGAAUGACCUGUGUAAUUGCAUGAGAUGUAGAGGAUAAGGGUAUAUGUCCACUUCUUCAUCAAAGAAAUAUGCUGAUAUGGUAUUACAUGAUGAAUUUUCUUGCUGUUCCUACAUUAAUUCAUAUAUAUUCAGAUGCACCACCCCACCAAAUAAUGGACAUGAAUGGAAAAAGAAAAGUACAAGGUCACAUUAAUGACUUCCACCCAAAAAUAAGUGGUCUCUGGUGGCCGUACCGUGCUGAAAAGGGAUAAUGAUGGUGUUCUGUAAUAUUAAGGGAAAGACUUUAUGCAAGCCUGUCUAUAUAAAUUACAGAGUUGCCAAGAUUGACAUAUCUAAUAAAUGUGGAUGUGAGAAAGGAAAUAGAAACAGCUGCUUUUGGGCUUUGUACUUCCAGGCAAUGACCAGAAGUAAUGAAAAGAAACUCCUGCAUAACAGGUGUGGUUUAAUAUACCUCCUAGUCGUAACAGCAGAUGGUUGUCGUGAGUUUUAUACCCUCUACUUCCUGGAGUAUUUAUUUUUAAAAACUGAAUGUGCAUCUGUAUGUGAAAGCUAUGGUCUAAAUCUAGGAAAUGAUCUUGUUCCCUGGAUUGCAGUGGAGUCAUAGAAAUGUUCAAGACUGUGCCCAGAAUGGGUGGGAGUUCAUCCAGGAAAAGAAUCUAGAGUUUCUUGUAAAGGUAGUCUAAGUACAUGGAGUGUCCAGACCUGAGCCAAGUUUAGUCUCCAAAAAAGAAUUAAAGGACAAGGGGUAUGAAAAAUCUGUUAUUGAGAAUUUGAAAAGCGAUUGCCAGUCAGAGUAGGCAUUAUGGGAGUAGAUCCUGUGUCCCCAGUGUGGCACUUCUAGACAUCAAUGUAUUCCAUGAUACAUCUUUUGGUGUUUGUCAGGUUCAAUACCCCCCCCCCUUUUUUUUAAGAUUCUUCUAGUUA
Molecule: messenger RNA, 1737 nt
Organism: Python bivittatus (Burmese python)
Lineage: Eukaryota; Metazoa; Chordata; Lepidosauria; Squamata; Pythonidae
Source: RefSeq, a predicted model, not a curated record